Messenger RNA from Manihot esculenta (cassava), 1240 nucleotides. RefSeq names its product 60S ribosomal protein L5. Bases 151 to 1044 code for a protein of 297 amino acids. The transcript has 9 exons. Gene Ontology annotation, biological process: translation; ribosomal large subunit assembly. The record is from RefSeq and is a predicted model, not a curated record. Gene Ontology annotation, molecular function: 5S rRNA binding; structural constituent of ribosome. Gene Ontology annotation, cellular component: ribosome; cytosolic large ribosomal subunit. NCBI's taxonomy places the organism in Eukaryota, Viridiplantae, Streptophyta, Magnoliopsida, Malpighiales, Euphorbiaceae.
AACCCUAACCCUGAAUUCAAUCUCAGCCGUUGAUCAGCUGACUAUAGGGUUUAUAUUUUGAGCGUUCUUUCUCUUCAAUAGCCGUCGACUCCCUCUCCUCUUUCUCAGUCUCGUCACUACGCUCAUUCUCUCUUAGAUCGAGCAUCAACGAUGGCCUUUGUCAAGGCUCAGAAAACCAAGGCUUACUUUAAGCGGUUUCAAGUCAAGUUUAAGAGAAGAAGAGAGGGGAAGACCGACUAUAGAGCCAGGAUUCGCUUAAUCAAUCAGGACAAGAACAAGUACAACACUCCAAAAUAUCGUUUUGUUGUGCGAUUUUCCAAUAAGGACAUUGUCGCACAAAUAACAUCAGCUAGUAUUGCUGGUGACAUGGUUCUGGCAUCUGCCUAUUCUCAUGAGCUUCCUCGAUAUGGGCUUGAAGCGGGGCUUACAAACUAUGCAGCAGCUUACUGCACUGGACUUCUGUUGGCACGUCGUACUUUGAAAAUGCUUGAAAUGGAUGAGGAAUAUGAGGGCAACGUGGAGGCUACUGGGGAGGACUACUCAGUUGAACCAGCAGAGACCAGGAGGCCAUUCCGUGCUUUGCUUGAUGUUGGGCUGGUUAGAACCACAACUGGAAACCGUGUAUUUGGUGCUCUCAAGGGAGCUCUAGAUGGUGGCUUGGAUAUUCCUCACAGUGAUAAGAGGUUUGCUGGCUUUUCAAAGGACGGCAAGCAGCUUGAUGCUGAAGUGCACCGCAAGUACGUAUAUGGUGGUCAUGUUGCUGCAUAUAUGAGGACACUGAUGGAGGAUGAGCCAGAGAAGUACCAGCUUCAUUUCAGUGAAUAUAUCAAGAAGGGUAUUGAGGCAGAUGACAUGGAGGAGAUGUAUAAGAAGGUUCAUGCUGCAAUACGUGCUGAUCCCACUUCCAAGAAAUCAGAAAAGCAACCACCCAAGGAACACAAGAGGUACAAUUUGCGGAAGUUGACAUAUGAGGAAAGGAAAGCCAAGUUGGUUGAGCGAUUGCAAGCACUCAACUCUGCCGCUGAUGAGGAUGAUGAUGAGUAGACAUAUAACGUCUGGCAUUUGAGUUAGAAUAUGUCAAAAGUUUUCUUAGCAUACAUGCUACUGUAGUUUUAUUUUGAACCUAAUGUCUUUGAAGUUAUUUUUGUUUGUGCUCAGUGCAUUGAACGAUCACUUCUUUGUUUACAAGAUUUUGGAUAUUUAUUUUGGUAUGAAAUGCAAUUUCAUUUUUGACUUCAAA